Messenger RNA from Colletotrichum orchidophilum, 330 nucleotides. RefSeq lists its product as uncharacterized. NCBI's taxonomy places the organism in Eukaryota, Fungi, Ascomycota, Sordariomycetes, Glomerellales, Glomerellaceae. The record is from RefSeq and is a predicted model, not a curated record. The coding region runs from base 1 to 330 and encodes 109 amino acids. Gene Ontology annotation, molecular function: oxidoreductase activity. The transcript has a single exon.
AUGCCUGCCACCUUCACUAUCCUCUAUCCUAACGAGGCCGAUGCCAAGUACGACAUCGACUACUACGUCAACAGCCACAUGCCUCUUGCCGCUGCUACGUGGGCGGCCGCCGGCGUGAAGUCCUGGAAGGUCACCAAAUACGCGGCGUCCGCCGACGGAAAGGAGCCCAAAUAUGCUUUCGGCGGCAUCCUCAUCUUCGACAGCGUCGAGAGCAUUCAAAAGGCGCUUACUUCGCCCGAGACGGCUAAGGUCCUGCAGGAUGUCCCCAACUACAGCAACAAGGAGCCCGUCUUCUUGAUCGGCGAGGACGCCAAGGAGGUCACUCUUUAA